CUUCAAGAAUCCAAAUCCAAAACAACCAUUAUCAAGUUGAUUUCUGCAGCCGGUACUGGCUUUACAAGAUACGUUGUUAGACCCAGAGGUUCUCCAGUCUUUCACCAAAUAAGAUACGAUCCUUUUGUUAGAAGACAUGUAUUGUUUACUGAAGCCAAGAGGAGAAAGGGUGUUGAAACUGUUACUUUGGACUUCAAAAGAAGACCCACCAUUUUCAACUGA
Messenger RNA from Ascoidea rubescens DSM 1968, 222 nucleotides. It is a transcript of the gene MRPL39, whose product is annotated as mitochondrial 54S ribosomal protein bL33m. The transcript has a single exon. Gene Ontology annotation, biological process: translation. The record is from RefSeq and is a predicted model, not a curated record. The annotation marks the transcript as partial. Gene Ontology annotation, cellular component: mitochondrion. Lineage: Eukaryota; Fungi; Ascomycota; Saccharomycetes; Ascoideales; Ascoideaceae.